Molecule: messenger RNA, 2744 nt
Organism: Microbotryum saponariae
Lineage: Eukaryota; Fungi; Basidiomycota; Microbotryomycetes; Microbotryales; Microbotryaceae
Source: the annotation of a GenBank genome assembly
AUGUCGUCCGCCGUAGCGGCUGCACCCGACCUGGCGUCUGGCUCCGUGCGCUGGAUCGACGAGCUCAGGAACGCCCUGCCCAACACGGUCAUCCUCACACCCCGCGACCCACUGUCAGUCAUGCCCAGACAUUUGCUCGUCCUCGUUCAUGCGGGACAUCUUGUCCCAGCGUCUCGCACCCCCUCUGGCACAGGACACUGACCGAGAUCUCCCUCGCUCCCGCUCUGCGCAUACGCCUGCCCUUGCUCUACGGCUCCGGCGGCUUGCAGGUACCAACUCUCGUCGAAGCUCUUCAACGCGGCCAUCGACUCGCCCGCGCAAUGUGGCGUACUCGUCGCCAACACCCAGGAGGUCGUCACCGCAAUCCAGCUCGCCCGUCGACAUGGCCUCAGCUUCAGCUGCAAGGGUGGCGGCUUCAACGUCGCCGGGUGGGCCGUCCAGGGCGACAUCAUCCUCGACCUCUGCCUGCUCGACUCGAUCGACGUUCAUACGGUAGACUCGACCACCGGCCAAUUCAAUAUCGAACCCUUGUCCCAGCUUCGGACACCUGCUCCGGCGAGAGAAUCGUCUCUGCUGCCCCAGGACGAUCAGCUCGCGAGGAAGCGCAAGGCGGCUGGAGCUCCUGAGCCACCCCCCAACGACGCCCACGGCGCUUCCUCGACUUCCGAAGAUGAGACCGCGGCCUCUUCGAUCAAGAGAUACGCUCCGAACGUACGCACGGACAGCCCUACCCCGUUGCGACAGGCAUUGGGCCCGAGUGAUCCCUCCGACGCCCACUCGGAGCACGGCCAGACCAGCACCUCGACCGCUCACUCGUCGCCUUCCUCGUCACGCGACGGUCCGCACGGCUUGACCUCGGGUUCGGGUUCGGGCUCAGGGUCAGGCUCUGGUGAAGCGAGCGAGGAGACGGGCUCCACGAGUCACCCCUCGAGGGAGGCGAGCCGUUCCGACGGCAAGGGAACAUCUCCAGCGAAUAGCCGUACGGAUGCGUCGGCCGUCAGGAGUAGCGUCGUCGAGGGGACACGUUCAUGGGUCGAGGAGCAAAAGACUCGUGGUGAUGGUCAAUCUUCGCUUCAUGCUAUCGCCCUGCCCCAUCAGAGCUCCCAAAUCUCGACACCGAAUUCACCCGUGACCAAUGCGGGCGUGCCACUAGAGCAAGCCGCGGCGUACGACACACCGACCACAACACCCGCCUUUGCGACAUCCUUUGCGAACGCGUUCGUACCGACCAUUGCGGGUGGGAACGGCGUCGGUCCGACCGACUUGGCUGGGCUCGUACCAUCGUUUAACAUGUCGAUCGACUCGACUCGGUUCGUCUUCGACUCGUCGGCCUUGCACCGCGGCUCACUCAAUGCCAACAGCUCUACCAGCGCACCGGUCCCCUCUUCGUUUGGAAUGAACUUCUCGAGCUCGGCAACGGCAGCGUCUUCGUCCUCGGGAACCGCUCGCACGGUCGCCAGCAACUCGAGCCGAUCGAACUCCUGGACGUCGAGCCGCUCGCACGCACUCGUCACAAUCGGGGCUGGUGCCAAAUCGAAAAACAUCGAUGCUGUCACUGGUGCUUUGUCAUAUCACGCACCUCUGGCGGCCUACCCCGUCGGCUGCGCCGUCUUUGCUUCGGGCGGCUUUGGCUUCAUGUCGCGCAAGCAUGGGCUAAGCAUGGACAACGUCGUCGAAGUCGAGAUGGUGCUCGCUGAUGGUCGAGUCAUGUACCUCACUCCACCCAAGCGCGAGAGCGCCAAGGGUAAGGAGGUCGAAUUGUCCGAGGAAGAGCUUCGGCACGAGGAAGAGAUGAAGGAGCUUUGGUGGGCUUUUAGGGGCGCUGGAUUGGCCCUCGGCGUGAUUACCAAGAUCAGGACCAAGGCGUUCCCCGUCGGGUUGGUAUAUUCGGGUAACCUCAUUUUGUGAGUUCUCGAGAGCAGGGUGUCUAGAUGCUGGUUCGAAGUUGCUGACCCAGCCCGUUGUCGUCGUCCCGCAGCCCUUUCAAUCACAUCACUGCCCCCAGUCUGAUGAAGCAUUGGCGAGAUUGCAUUAAGAAUGCUCCGCGCGAGCUUUACACGAACUUGGUCUUAACCGCCGGACCCAACGAGUCGUCUCACGUCAUCGUCAUCCAAUUGUGCUACCUCGGCGAUCGCGAGAAAGGCGACCAAUACCUCCAAGCCCUUCUCUCAUGGGAAGGCGAAAGGUGUCUCCUCAAGGACGUCGAGAUGCGCACCUACCUGACGCAACAGCAAUCGGUCGUGCAAGUGCUCUCGGCGCAACGAGGGCAUCGAUGGUGCAUCCGCGCCGACCUGAUGAACUCGAUGACGGACGACUGCAUCCAUUCGACUGUCGACCAGUUCAAAAACAUCCCCGAGCGUUCGGCUUGGCUCUUCGAAUUGGCCGCAGGGGCGAUCGCUGAUGCGCCGGAGGAAUCGUCGUGCUUCCCUCGCUCGCAUCGCAAAGCACCCUUCCAAGUCGCGGCGAUCCAUCAAUGGAAAGAAAAGGCCGACGACGCAUUGUGGGAACUCGCGGCGCGCCGUUGGAUCGACUCGACCAUCUCGCCUUAUUCACCUGGCGGUUCCUACCCUUGCUUCUUGGAAUCGCAGGAGAGCAUGCAGAGGAUACGGAGCACGUUCGGUGGGGGUGAGAGUUGGGAGAGGCUCAAGCGCGUCAAGAGGCGGUACGAUCCUGAUAAGAUGUUGAAGCAUUGCUUCUGGAUCGAUGAGGAUGACGCGCCUCCGGAGCUCGUCUGCGGUGCUUGA